CUGUUCUAUUCAGUGACAUAUAUACAUGUACAUGUAUAUGUAUGAAAAUCUAAUAAAAAAACAUAUUUAUUUUAUGUUUUAGUUUAAUUGUUAAUUAAUUUUAUUUAGUGUUAGAAUUUAAUCAGUGAAAUGGAAGCCGAUGAUCUGACAGAUUCAGAGCAAGUAAGAGCUACACUAGAAACUUAUAAAAAACUAGCCAAUGAUUUUACGAAUCAUGAUACUAUUUUAAAGGAUAAAACAGUCCUGUCAUAUCUAGCUUAUGUACUUGAAUCACCUGACGUAGAAGUUGUGGAAAUCGCUCUUGAUAUUCUUGAAGUAUUUACUAAAAAUGUUGAAAAUUAUGUUCACUUGACAUCAACAUUUGGUAUUCGUGAAGCACUUGAAUCAGUUAUUAAUAAAUAUUGUAUAGAUGAUCCACAUAUAGCUAAAUAUGCGCAAAGUGUUAAAGAUGAUAUUGAACGGAUGAAACCACCGAUUUAUAAUUUAAGAAGUCGUUGCCGACGAGUUAUUGAACCAAAGAAAUUAAAGACACAUGUUAUUGUUCUACAUGUCAGUGGCCUGUUACCUGAAACUAGAACAGAUUUAGAAGCAACAUUAGUAAGAGUUGAAGGUCUGAUAUCAUUAGUUGUUGAUGUUGAACAUCAACGUGUUACCAUGAGAACUUUGGCCAAUGUAUCAGCUAAAUGUAUUGCCGAAGCUAUUAGAGAUAAUACUAAAAAUAUGGAAGCUAGAUUAGUUACCAGGAAUAAAUUCAAUCAAGAAUUUCUUGUUAAAUUGUUAUCUGUUGAUAAUGGAGACUGCGAAGACUUGCCGGAAUAUUUACCUGAGGAAGAAGAAGAAGAUCACAACCAGAAAGACGGUAUUGUUUCAUUAUUUUCUGGUUUGAAACAAAGUGCUUCGACAAUAUAUAAGUCAACAACUGAAUUUCUGCACAGUUCAUUUUACUGGUGAACCUCUUUGCCUCUCUCGCGUUAGAUUAAUUACUAUUAGGAUCAUUAAUAAUUAAUUAAUAAAUACUGAAUACUAUUUAUUAAUUAAUUUAUUAUAAUAGGACCAUUAAUUUCCUCAUUUUUAUUUUCAUUAUCAUCAAUUUCAUGUAUAUAUUAAUAAUCUCUAUUUCUUCUUUGGAAAAUUUUAAGGAAAAAAAAAUCUCAAUUAACUAUUAAUUAUAAAUUAUAGAUUUGAUAUUAUAUACGUUAAUGAAUAUAAAUUUCCGUAAACUUAUUUUUAAUUAUUGGUAAAAAAAUAAUUAUCAAUCAUUGGGUUUUUAUAUUUUUCUCGUCCCUCGAGAAGUGCAAGACUUUUUUUAGUCUUAUUGAUAAUAAAUUAAUUGUAAAUUUUGCUCUUCAAGUUUAUAAAUUUUUUUUUUUAAAUCAGUAUUAAAUAUUUUGAGAUAAUUGUUGUAAUUGUAAUUGUUGUAAUCUCAUUAAUUUUUAAUAUUUCAUUCUUUUUUAUUAAUUUACCAGUGAAUUUAAGUGUCGUUCUGGUUUGACCGGCCUAAAUUUAUAAAAUUUUUCGAAAACUCGUUAACUAUUUGAAGUAAUUAAUUUUUUUAUAAUCCUUCGAAAACAAAAAUAUAUAUACAUAUAUGAAAGUUCUCACAAAUAUAUGCUUUUAAAAACUCCCAUUACUCAGUUGUUUCUUCGCAUCAAUUAAAAAAAUAUUUUAAAAAACGCGCGUUAAAUUUAAAAAUUCUUACGACAAAUACACAAAUUUUUUGAUUCUUUAUUGGAAUCAAAUGAUCGUUGGUUUCUCGAUAAAAAUUUGGAAAUAAAUUUUUGAAUAUCGACUUUGGAAGUAUACAAAAAAAAUUCAGACCAGAUUGACUCGUUAGUUGCCAUUUUGAAUAAACGUUUUUACUAAAGAAAAAUUAUUAUCAAAAAAUGAAAUUAGAAAAUUCGUAAUUUAUGUAAAUAUAUAUUCAAUAACAGAAUCAUCAUUUAAUCAUUUAAUUAAUGAAUCAUUACCAAGGCUGUGUAAAAUUAAUAACUACGCAUUUUUAUUAAUUUUAUUUAUGCAAAAAAGUAAAUAAUCAGUAAAUAAAAAAAUGUAUUUAAUGUAUACCAAACAAAUCAAAUAUUUAAAAGACUCAAAUACUCGCAUUCUUAAUCUAAAUGCUCCUUUUUUUUGUUUCAAAUAAAUUUUCAUUGUAAAAAAAAAUUAAAUAAAUUAUAAUUACUAUUAAUUAACUCAGGGACUGAGAAUUUAAAGUUAAACGUUUUUUUAAUGUUAAAUAAAUUUUUCUUCCUAAUAAUACAUCUCUAAAUACUUUAUUUAUAAUCUUAUUUAUGUUUAAUAUAUUUAAAAAAAAAAAUAAAAAUAAAAAAGACGAACCAGUUUAUUUUUAGCUGCCAAAAUUUAUUAUUAAAUACAAAUAUUUUUUUUAAUACCACUACAAAUAUGGAGCUGUCUAAUUUAUUAAUUAUUAAUUUUUAUUUAAUAAUAAUUAGUCAUUGGAAAAUUUUAAAUAUCGUCACUUGUAAAUGUGCCUAUGAAAGAUAUAACAUUUAAAAAUUUUUAAGGCAUUUUUAUUCUGGAGCAGGUACAGCAUUUCUAUUUUUUAUUUUUAUUUAAAAUGUUUUCAGUUACGUUAUUCCCAUUUAAGCAUUUAAGUUUUUAAAUUUAUAAUUCAUAUUUUCUUUCUUUAAUUGACCAACAUUUCAUUACUUAUCAUUAUUAUUAAUCGACAUAAAUCCGUUGGAAAAUUUAAAGGCACUCGAACCUCAUGACUAAAUUGUAGUUCCAAAAAAAAAAUUACUUUUAAACUCCGUCGUUUAUUUUUUUAAUAAUUUAAGUUUAUUAUUAAUUUAUGUCUAGUAAAAAUA
Microplitis mediator is the source of this 2825-nucleotide messenger RNA. RefSeq names its product armadillo repeat-containing protein 1-like. NCBI's taxonomy places the organism in Eukaryota, Metazoa, Arthropoda, Insecta, Hymenoptera, Braconidae. The transcript is spliced from 4 exons. Bases 130 to 951 code for a protein of 273 amino acids. The record is from RefSeq and is a predicted model, not a curated record.